UUGAAGGAGAAGAAGAAGAAGAAGAGGAAGAAGCGUCGCCGGCCCCGAGCAGCUCCCUGGCCCUUCUCCUCUGCCUCCGCGUCACUUUCCUAUGGAGGACGGGCUGGUAACGACCAGGAUCAUCACCGCCAGCACCACCGCCAGCACCACCACGACGACGACGACGCGCCACAGCCGCCGCCGCCGCCGCCGCUCGCGAUGCCCAAGCCGAAUGGAGGAGGGGAGCUGCUGCCGCUGCCGCCCGGCUGGGAAGAAGCAGCGGAUCUCGACGGCAAGGUGUACUACAUCGACCACAACACCAAGCAGACGAGCUGGGUCGACCCCCGCGACAGAUGGACCAAACCUCUCACCUUUGGUGACUGUGUUGGAGAUGAACUCCCAUUGGGAUGGGAAGAAACACAUGAUGCACAGGUUGGAGCCUACUAUAUUGAUCACAAUACACAGACGACUCAGAUUGAGGAUCCUCGAGCUCAGUGGCGAAGAGAACAGGAGCGUAUGUUGAAAGACUAUCUGAUAGUGGCACAAGAUGCUCUCACUGCACAGAAAGAGAUCUUCCAGGUGAAGCAACAAAGAUUAGAACUAGCCCAACAGGAAUACAGGCAGCUAAAUGAUGUUUGGAAGGAUAAAUCUGGCUCCCAGACAAGCUUAUUCUCGGGCUCUUCAUCCAGCACUAAGUAUGAUCCAGACAUUCUCAAGGCAGAAAUAUCAACAACGAAAUCUAGGGUGAAUAAACUGAAGAGGGAGCUAACACAUAUGAGGCAGGAACUCCAGUACAAAGAGCAAGGAUUUGAAACUCUCAAGGCAAUUGAUCUAAAGAUGUCUGGUGCUCGAAGAGGAUAUAAACUGGACGAGGCACAAGCCAUUGUCAAUGAAAUGAAAUCGAUCAAAAAGGCCAUCAACUCAGGAGAGAAGGAAAAACGAGACCUCAUGCAGAUUCUUGCCAGAUUGAAGGAUGGUUUCCGAAUGGAGACAGGGUCUCAGUCUGAUCUCUGGGCCAGUCGUUCAUCACUAGCAAGUUCAAAACAAUCUAUUAGUCGCCACUGCUCAAAUGUUGGUUCCCAGACAGAUAUCUCAGGAGAUUUUGUUUCUAGUAAUAACACUAAACUAGCUGAGAAGGUCAGACUUAGCCUGCAAUAUGAAGAAGCAAAGAGAAGGAUUUCAAAUAUCAAAAUUGAGCUGGUUAAACUUGCAAGUGAUGCCUGGCCUGGAGUAUUGGAUGCAGAAAGAGACAGACUGAUACUAAUUAGUGAGAAAGAAGAACUGUUGAAGGAACUGCAGUUUAUAAAUGCUCGUAAAUGGUCAGAAAGUGAGGUAGAGCGCCUGGAGACAGAAAGGAAACGGUUAGCAGAAGACCUUCAGACAGCACGGGACACGCAAAGUAAAGCACUGACAGAAAGAUUGAGGUUGCAUAGCAAGAGAAACAACUUGGUAAGGGAGUUAGAAGAAGCGACACGCUUAGCCUCAACAUUGCAUUCUCAACUACAAAGUCUCUCAAGCAGCACACUUUCACUGUCAUCUGGUAGCAGCAAAGGAUCAUUGACAUCCAGCCGUGGAUCUCUUGCUCCGUCCAGCCUAGGAUCUUCAAGCUCUGUCAGUUUCACUGACCUUUACUAUGAUCAUCCAGAACAGACGGUAGAUUUUGAUUACCAAUAUGAACUAGAUUUCUUGCUUCAAGAGAGCAGUGUAAAUAACCGAUUUGCAGGCUCUAUAACCACUAUUCAUGAAAACGAGGUGGUCAAGUGUCACAAGGACUCCUCCUUCAUGGACCCAUACGGAACCUCUUACAAAAUUCAAGCACUGAGAUCUUUGUCUGAGACGCCAAAGUCUUUGACUUCAUUGUCACCCAGGUCUUCCCUGUCUUCCCUGUCUCCACCUAGUUCUCCUGUAAUUACAGAGACUCACUUUUUGGCUUCUUCAGGGGAGUCCCUCUUGAACCAUGUCAGCACAGACUUUCAGGAUGCAGAACUGCAAAACGAUUUUUCUAACUUUGCUUUACACGCUGGAAGUGAUAACCAGAAAACUCAAGGCACUGGACAAAUCGAUGGGGUUCUAAUGCACUGCUUAAACUUGGAAUCUGCGAACACAGCUGGAAUUGUCGAUUCAUCAAAAGUACUGUAUGGAAAGGGUGGGGUUUUUGCAUCUAAACGUAAUGAAAGAAUUGGAGAUGCCAGCACUCAAACUGUAACAAUUGGGCCUGUGCUUCAUUCAAAAAUGGGGCGUGUUUCUGCCGCAGUAUCAAACGAGUCAGUGGAGGGUGAUAGUGGUGUUUAUGAAGCAGUUAAAAGGUCAUGUGAAACAGAGGAUAUACUGUUUGAUGAUGAUUCAGAAACACUGGGAGCAUCUCAGGUUCAGAUUGGAAUGAAGUAUGAUAGUAAAAACAAAAGAUUUGCAAUAUUUGUUAUCCAGCUGAGUAAGGUGACAGCUCUGUCGUUACCACAAGGCUGUGCAGUAUAUAUUCGAGUGGCUGUACUCCCAUGUUCUGAAAACACAAGCUGUCUCUUCCGCACCAAAGCUUUGGCAGCUGCUGAAAACUUGGCAUACAAUGAAGUCUUUUGGGUGACCAUUUCCUUUGCUGCUUUACGUCAGAAAACUCUGCGUGUUGAUGUUUGUUCGGUGGUUAAAUCUCACCGGGAAGAAUGUUUGGGUGAAGCUCAGAUCAGCUUAGCAAAUGUGAGUGGAUCUGGGGAGCGGUCAACACACUGGUACAAUCUCCUCAACCUUCGUUAUCUGCAGGAACAAAACUUGAAACAUGGUGUUCAGAGCCAAGAUGAUACCCUUACAUCAGAAACUAACCUCUCCAAAUCAGAGGACAAAGACUCUGUGUCUGCACUAUUGGAACUGACAGCUGUGGAGCUCAAGGCAAUUGAGCGGAGAAUAGAGAAAAAGAGUAAUGUGUUGAGUACUGGAGCACAAUGGCAAGAGGAGCCAGUGGAGCAAGGAGACUGUAGUGAGAAAGAACUGGAGGAGGAUGAAGAGGAGGAGGAACAAGACGAAGAAUACAAUGAAGAGAUACCCUGGGAAAGCGAGGAGAAUGCUGAGAAUGCCAAUGAGCACACUGACAAUCAGUCAGCACUUACAGCAGCAGAAGCUGCAGUGAAGGUUGAUAAAGAGACCAACACAGAAGAGAAUAUAUCAACAAUGUCUGCAGUGCGCCCAAAGGAUAGAAGAUCCCAUACACCUCAGCAGAGCCCGUUUGUGAGAGGAAGUCCUAUUAUCCGUUCAAAAACCUUCUCCCCAGGUGCACAGAACACUUACAUAUGUCGGUUAAAUCGAAGUGAUAGCGAUAGCUCAGCAUUAUCUAAGCGGUCUCCCUUUGAUCGUAAUGCCAUGGAACGACGCAGUUUGCGAAAGAAACUGCCUUCAUUCAGGAGGGUGGGAUCAGAAAGGAUGAUGCGAACCUCUUUGGAUUUAGAGUUGGAUCUGCAAGCUUCAAGAACUAGGCAGAGCAGGCUGACUCAGGAGCUGGAUGUCCUGAGGGAACUGAAACAGCACCUUGAUGAGGCCAAAGCCAAAGGAGAGACAGAACUGCCUCAGGGCGUUAAAGAUGAGAAAUUUCAUACUCUGCUGAAACAAGUUGAAAAACAGGCAGAGCAAACAAAAGAACAGCAAAAACAGGAGAGCAGAGCUAAAAAACUUAUGAAGAAGACAUCUAAAGAAGUACAUAUGUUACGAGGACAGAGUCAGAUUGAACCCUUGGAGAUGCAAUCAUUUAGGGAGAAGAUGGCGUUUUUCACUCGAGGAAGGGGGUGUAUCCCUCCACUACCUGCAGAUGAUGUAUGAUAAUUCAAUACAUUUGAAUUGCCCUCGGUUUAUUGUUGAUUUUUUUUAACAUGGUGUAAUUGAAGUUAUUUGUGGUGUUGUGAAGGUACAGAUAUAACAUUUGUAAAUUGUAGAAAUUGCUUGAAGCCACUGCAUUAUUUGAAUGUAAUGAAAGCUAUGCUUUUCUCAUUGUGUAUUGAACUAUUGCAGAGAAAACAUAGCGUAGAUUAAUGUUGUUAUACUAAUAUGUACAGUUUAUAUUUCUGGCUUUUUUUUGUAAAAAAAUUGCAACAAGAACAAAUUUGGUUUUAACAUGCUUGAUUCGAAAAGCAGUGUUCCUCAUCUUAUUGUACAGAAAUAGAUUUAUGAAUGUUUAACUGCAAUAGAGAGAUUAAGGCACCAGUUACAAACUGACUAAGUAACAUUCAGUAUUGUUUGUGAUGUCACUGUUUCUAAGUAUCUAAACAGAAGCUCUAUAUUCUUCUAUUAAAAUAGCCUGUUGUCUAAUAUUUGAAAGGAAAAAA
Callorhinchus milii (elephant shark) is the source of this 4283-nucleotide messenger RNA. RefSeq names its product WW and C2 domain containing 1 (gene wwc1). Gene Ontology annotation, biological process: regulation of hippo signaling; negative regulation of organ growth; regulation of DNA-templated transcription. Gene Ontology annotation, cellular component: cytoplasm. Bases 199 to 3780 code for a protein of 1193 amino acids. The transcript has 23 exons. The record is from RefSeq and is a predicted model, not a curated record. Gene Ontology annotation, molecular function: kinase binding; molecular adaptor activity. Lineage: Eukaryota; Metazoa; Chordata; Chondrichthyes; Chimaeriformes; Callorhinchidae.